GAACACUCUCACCACAUCUCAACAUCCUCGGAAAACGUGUGCAAAGAACAUUCAUAUGCCCGACAUGCAACGACAACGAUGAGCGCGUGUGGAGGCAACACCCAUCUGCAGCUAUCUCACAAUGCCUCACUCCACGAGAGCAUCAUCUCAGACUCGGGUCCAGAGCUUUAAAUUCCCCAGUGACAACCGGACCGCUCUGCGAACGUCAAUGGAGAAGUUCCCAGACCAUAUCGAGUCCCUAGAUGGGACAUCGCCCUAUACAACCUCAAAUCCGACGACCGCAAAUGGUUAUACAGCCAGUCCAGUGUCGGAUGAGAGAUGGCAGCCGAGAAGAGAGAACCAUUUAAAGGGGGCUUCAUGGGCAAAUGGAUCUUCGAGCACAGGAGGUAGACAUGGCAGACAGAAAAGCUUAAGUGAAGCUAUAAGGACAAUAAGAACCAGAAGAGGCAGUGUCAGUGCGAAUGUGCACGAGAUUGGAGAUGCAUUGAAGGCGCCGGUGUCGCCCAUGUUAAUUACCCUUUGUAUUGUAUGGUACACUUCGAGUGCUCUCACAAACACUUCUUCAAAAUCUAUCCUGAAUGCGUUCCCGAAACCAGCGACUCUCACCUUAAUACAAUUCGCAUUCGUCGCCUUCUUCUGCGUCCUCUUCUCCUGGCUAUCCACCGUAUUCCCGAUUCUUCCAAAGAAAAUUCAUGCUCUUCGACACGGCAUUCGGUCUCCUUCACGGGAUGUCAUCAAAACCACACUUCCUUUGGCUAUUUUUCAGAUUGGAGGCCAUUUACUCUCCGCAACGGCAACUACGAAGAUUCCCGUUUCCCUUGUCCACACCAUCAAGGGCCUCUCCCCGCUCUUCACCGUGGUAGCGUACCGCCUCAUAUUUAAUAUUCGCUACCCUGCUGCUACAUACGUCUCUCUCAUUCCUCUUACACUCGGUGUUAUGCUCGCCUGCUCUGCCGAGUUCAAAGGAAACCUUGUAGGGAUUUUCUGCGCCCUACUCGCAGCACUGAUUUUUGUCACCCAAAACAUAUUUUCCAAGCGGUUGUUCAAUGAAGCAGCUCUCGCCGAGGCAUCUGGAAUUCAGUCCCGGAAACUCGACAAAUUGAAUCUCCUCUGUUAUUCUUCAGGACUCGCAUUUCUUCUCACGACACCAUAUUGGUUCAUGUCUGAGGGGUUUACGCUCCUUAAGGACUUCUUGCAUGACGGCUCUCUUGACCUCUCAGCGGGGAAGCCUUCCAUGCCAGCAUUCGAUCACGGCCGCUUGGCACUAGAAUUUGUAUUCAACGGUACAUUCCACUUUGGUCAAAACAUCAUUGCGUUCGUCCUCUUAUCCAUGGUCUCACCCGUCACCUAUUCCGUCGCCUCACUCAUCAAGCGAGUCUUCGUGGUCGUAAUCGCAAUAAUCUGGUUCCAAAAUCCUACAACCAAGAUCCAAGGUCUGGGCAUAGGUUUGACGUUCUUCGGCCUCUAUCUCUACGACCGUGCCAAGGAAGGCAACAAAGCAGACCGAAAAGCAAAGAUGAUGGACGUCAAGGAAGAAUCCAUCUUACCACUUUCCAUCCUUCCAGUAAACGGAAACAGGAUAACCCCACCAGCCUCCCGCUACGAAUCUCCCGUUCGCGGCUACACAAACGGCUACGCCCUCCCCAACAUGAACCGCGGAGACAACGACAAGAAAAGCGAUGACCUAGGCCCGCCUUCGGGGAGAGGAGGCAGGGUCAGAGGAUCGAGUAACGCUGCCUGGCUCCCGGCCGGGACUCGACAAGAAGAGACUUGGAGGCCGAGGGAGUUGGGCGCAGCGCUGAACUCUAAUAAUGGAGUUGGGCUGGGCUUGUCUGUAAAUUGAUGUGUUUUGUAUGUUGGGAUUGGUAUCAUAGAUUGGCGACAUAUAGAUAGAUGGUCGCUUGGACGGGCGUUUGGGGAUCUUGUGUGUACGCUUUUUUGUAUGUAUAGAAUUCGAGAUUUGUUGUCUUGGUUGAUUGUCACUGCUCUCGAAUGACGGUGGAAGGUGUGUUACGAGUUAUCCUUCGUCG
Molecule: messenger RNA, 2030 nt
Organism: Mollisia scopiformis
Lineage: Eukaryota; Fungi; Ascomycota; Leotiomycetes; Helotiales; Mollisiaceae
Product: TPT-domain-containing protein
Exons: 2
Coding region: 122-1843 (573 amino acids)
Biological process (GO): phosphoenolpyruvate transmembrane import into Golgi lumen
Cellular component (GO): endoplasmic reticulum; Golgi apparatus
Molecular function (GO): antiporter activity; phosphoenolpyruvate transmembrane transporter activity
Source: RefSeq, a predicted model, not a curated record